This is a messenger RNA of Musa acuminata subsp. malaccensis (wild Malaysian banana), 1028 nucleotides long. The record is from RefSeq and is a predicted model, not a curated record. NCBI's taxonomy places the organism in Eukaryota, Viridiplantae, Streptophyta, Magnoliopsida, Zingiberales, Musaceae.
AGGGAGAGAGCGAAGAACCCACUUGGAGAGCAAAAUCUAGGGUUUCAAUCCGCCAGAACCCGUAGGCUCUCGAAACCUCGCCUCGCCUCCAAUCCUCAUCCUACGAGCCCUCCUGAGGCGCCCCUGUUCCUCUCCGUGGGGUUUCAGCACGCGUCGGGAUACCGUCUGUGGUAAGAGAAGAUGGUGCUCUGGGUAUUUGGAUAUGGGUCAUUGAUCUGGAACCCUGGAUUUGACUUUGAUGAGAAAAUUAUAGGCUUCAUCAAGGACUAUAGGCGUGUGUUUGAUCUUGCUUGCAUAGAUCAUAGAGGAACACCAGAAAAUCCAGCUAGAACUUGCACAUUGGAGGCUAAGAAAGGAGCAAUCUGCUGGGGCGCUGCAUAUUGCGUUAAAGGAGGCGCAGAAAAGGAAAGAGAAGCAAUGAAGUAUUUGGAGAGAAGAGAAUGCGAGUACGACACUAAAGCAUCCGUGGACUUUUUCAAGGUGAAGUCUCUUGGUUGUCCAACUGUUACAGGAGUACUCGUUUUCGUAUCUACUCCUGACAAGGAAGCCAACAGCUACUAUCUAGGUCCAGCUCCUCUCCAGGAUAUGGCUAGGCAGAUUGCUACUGCACGUGGUCCGUGUGGCAACAACAGAGACUACCUGUUCCGACUGGAGAAGGCAUUGUUCGACAUAGGCCACGAAGAUGACAUGGUGAUCGAGUUGGCAGAUGAGGUGAGGAAGGUGCUUGUUCUGCUGCAAGAGAAGGCAGCUGCUCCGCCUGUAUCCCCGCUCCCUCUCGUGUACCUCUCGCCCCUGAAGGAGACCGCGGUCGUGGAUUCGAGAUGAAAUGGCACCUCUCUCUCUCUUCUCUCGUCAAUCACUCGCCAACUCCCCCAUCAGAGACUAAUUGCUUUAUUUUCAUUCGAAUGUAGCCUUUAGCAACUACUUGUAGGGAGAGGGGCAUGAGAUAUUUAACAUUCUUAAACAAUUCUCAUUAUGCAAAAAAUGGAUGACGGUAUAUUUAAUCUGCUUCGUUCGAUUUGGUUGAA